UCAUGCUGCUGCCAGGUCCAGAGUCUCUCAUGGGUCCCUGUACGGCCUCCCAUUGCUGCUGUCUCCAUCGCCACACUCUGCCAUGUGCCACUUUCAGGUCUCCUCACACUGCUGGUGUGUUCCAUUUUUUGUCAUAGGGUGCUGGCAGAUUACGGGCCUCCCAUAGCUGCUGCCAGGCCCCUAAUCUGCCAUGGGCCCCUAUACCGCCUCCUCAUGCUGCUGCCAAGUCCAGAGUCUGUCAUGGGUCCCUGUACGGCCUCCCAUUGCUGCUGUCUCCAUCGCCACACUCUCUGCCAUGUGCCACUUUUCAGGUCUCCUCACACUGCUGGGUGUGUUGAAUUUUUUGAC
This is a messenger RNA of Staurois parvus, 348 nucleotides long. Lineage: Eukaryota; Metazoa; Chordata; Amphibia; Anura; Ranidae. The record is from the annotation of a GenBank genome assembly.